AUGACACCUACAAAGGUUGCUUUGAAUCUCAUGUGUCUGUUUCUGGGGGGAUUGGCUCCGGUGGUGAAUUUGACACGAUCGGCAUCCCUGUCUGUAAUAUCAGCACGUGUUGGGGGCAGCGUGACCUUGCAGUGCUCCCCUAAAAAUCACAAUGCAGAGUGGUUCUACUGGUACAAGCAAACAGCAGGAAACAAGCUACAACUUGUAUCUUCGUAUUAUGAAUUCAAUGGGGGAAGGUUAUACAAUGAAUUCAAGGAUUCACGCUUCAAAUUGGAAAGUGACAAACAGAAAAAUAACUUGACUAUUUCAGAUUUACGCAUGGCAGACUCAGCUACGUACUACUGUGCGAGUGAGGAUUCAAGGAACUUGGAAUUUGAGGAGGGUACUGUCGUCAACAUAGAGGGUUCGGGCACAAAUGUCCGAGCUUUGGUCCGACAGCCGGCAACCUCUUUCAGUGUCAGCUGCACGCUAAACAGCAACAGCUGUGAUGGAGAACACAACUUUUCCUGGUUUAGAAACUCAGAAGAAUCUCAUCCAGGUAUUAUUUACACUCACAGAGCCAGGACUGAGGAGCGUGAGAUGAAAAUCAAGACACAAGCCUGCAUCUACAACCUCCCGGAGAAGAGUGGGGCUCAUCCGGAUUACUGCGCUGUCGCAUUGUGUGGGCACAUUCUGUUUGGGAAUGUGAACAACUCUAAAAAUGAGUCGGAAUCUACUCUUUUGGUGUAUUUCUUAAGCGGUGGUUUGGCAUUCAACAUCAUCCUGGUUGUUUUUAUGGUUUUCUUGAUGAAGAAAGGAAAUAUCUUACAGUGCUCAGCAAAUUCACAGGAAAGAGUUUCAGCUGCGCCGCCUCCACAUCCAGAGGACAUUCAAACAGCGGAUGACCUCCAUUACACUGCUUUAAGUGAAUUCAAAGUCAGCGGAUCAAAAAGCAGAAGAGAUAGCUGUAAAAGCCACUGUGUGUACUCAGCUGUGAUGCAGUAGACUUGUUUCAUCUACUGUGGGUGCUAAUUUUAGUUUCGCCUGAGGUGUACUCAAAUUAUUGUGGCAAAAUUUGCGCAAAUGUGGUGACAUUUAUGUGUGCAGCCAAUGAGUGUGGAGUAAGGCCAUGAAAGCACCCUAUGAUGCAGGGGAAGCUAAUGCUAAUAGCAUGUGUCAACACUUCCAAAAUUGUGAAACAAGAAAUUAGCUUCCAGAAAAUUAUUUUGUGCAUCACGAAAUGUCAGCUUUAAG
Molecule: messenger RNA, 1233 nt
Organism: Thalassophryne amazonica
Lineage: Eukaryota; Metazoa; Chordata; Actinopteri; Batrachoidiformes; Batrachoididae
Exons: 5
Coding region: 1-984 (327 amino acids)
Biological process (GO): response to bacterium
Source: RefSeq, a predicted model, not a curated record